Molecule: messenger RNA, 1517 nt
Organism: Cryptomeria japonica (Japanese cedar)
Lineage: Eukaryota; Viridiplantae; Streptophyta; Pinopsida; Cupressales; Cupressaceae
Product: protein S40-5
Exons: 1
Coding region: 745-1341 (198 amino acids)
Source: RefSeq, a predicted model, not a curated record
CUAAAUUUUAAAAACAUAAAUAAAUCUAAAAUCAAUUAAAAAAUUGUAAAGCAAUCACUUCUUGACCCGAAAGUAUAAGCAUUUGGUUUUCUUGGAUAGACUCCCCUUUAGUAAUCCUAAUCCCGUACCCUCCUUCCUCCACUUUUAUUUAAAGGAGUGAGAUUGUAUGGGAGGGACAUUAACGUGCAUAGAUUGCAAAAUGCUCUAGAGCAUAUGUCCUAUUUGAAUAAUAUUGUAGAGUUCGUUGGUGUAACAAUACAGGAAAUGUUGUAAGUAUUCCCUUCAUCUGCUGCAGAUAUUGGGUUGGCAUUCCCUUUAAAGCUGCGAUUAUAUAGGCUUAAACUUUUUAUAACUUUAUGCUUAAGCAUUUUUUGAAUUCCUUGUACCUGGACUUGUUUGGCUAGAAACCUAAAUAAGUGUGAUUUUCAAGGAAUACGUUGUAGAUUGGAGAAAAUAACUUCAAGGAUUGACAAUUUGAGGAAGGUGGGUUUGAAAAUUAGAAUUGGCCUAAUCUGGUAAUCUUAGAAGGCUGAUUUGAACUAUUGAAGAUUUGGGUUCUUGCAAUUUUGUGCAAACAGUUUUGAAAACAUCGAAAUUUGACUAAGGAAACUGAUUUUGAGCAUCUGGGUAGGUUGGGAAAACAAGAUUGGGCUCUUCUGACCAGUUGGGUAGGUUGAUUUACAGAGAUUAGAAGCUGGGUCUUAGGAAUUUUGAAGAAGAACGUCGUUAACAAGAUCUGGUUUCAUGGAGCGGGGCAAUUCUGCGUUGGAAAGACCUAAAACUAAGAAGAGUUGCGAGAUUUCGGGUCAUAAGAACAAGCUAUGGGGGUUUCAGAGUUCCAACAAUAGAGAGAAUACCGAGGAAUUUGAUGAGUUUACAGAGGAGGAUGUGUGGGGUGUUGCCGAAACAGAGGCGAAACAAUCGGGGUGUUAUGAAAAUGGAAAUAAGGGCAAUGCAGUAUCCAGAAAGGGUAGUAAGGAGAUGAACAUUGGGGUCAAUUCUAGUAGAAGAAUGAAAAUUCCCAGAGGGUGGAACCAUUAUGAUGAGAAUGGCAGUAAUCAAAUGAGGUAUCAGUCUGCUCCUGUUAAUAUACCUGAUUGGUCUCAGAUACUCAAGAGUGAGAGUUGCAAGCAAAUGAAUAAGGUGGGGGAUGAUUAUAGGAGUGAUGAUGAUGGGGAUUAUGAGGAAAAGAUCCCACCUCAUGAGAUUGUUGCUAAGCAGCUUGCCAGGAGCCAAAUAACUUCAUUUUCAGUCCAUGAAGGAGCUGGAAGGACUCUCAAAGGUAGAGAUCUCAGUAGGGUUCGCAAUGCAGUCUGGACAAGGACUGGGUUUUUUGGGUGAACAAUUUUUCACAAUUUUGAAUCAAGUCUUACUCUAUGUAUAGUUAUAGAACUAUUCAGGAGCUUAGUCAGGAAUUCUGAUUAUGUAGGUGUUAUGAAUAUUCAUGUCUAACAAGGACCAGGAUGUUUUUCAGUGAGAAAAGCAAUCCCAAGCUUGAAUUAAGGCUUGGUUUAUGA